Messenger RNA from Dovyalis caffra, 447 nucleotides. The record is from the annotation of a GenBank genome assembly. NCBI's taxonomy places the organism in Eukaryota, Viridiplantae, Streptophyta, Magnoliopsida, Malpighiales, Salicaceae.
AUGGCACCAGCUAGAAAAUCACCAGUGCGUGAAUCCACAACAAAAUUACAAGCUAUGGUGCUUUUUCUUGGUUUUUUCUUGAUUGUUCCUCUCCUUGCUCGUCCCAUAGAUUUAUCCAAGAAAUUCAUGGCUUCCUCUCCGUCUACAAGAACAAAACAUUCUACCACAGAAAUACAUCCACAAGAAUCAAAGUAUACACCACCUUCUAGUACCACUGCUGAUGCUGCAGCGAUGACAAGCAGAACCACCACCACAGUUCCUACCACUCCUGCAGGUUCUGCUUCAGAUCAACGGUUUAAAGCAGCUGCCCAUGAAGUUCACAAUGAGAGAACCCUUCGAAAAAAUUGGCGUAUGCCGCUAUUUGCGGCGAACACACGGUAUUCUUUAGUAAAAGGCGAAAGAAUAGUUCGCUCUGUGUUCACCGCGCGGCUGCGUGGUUUUGAAUAG